Messenger RNA from Aspergillus mulundensis, 849 nucleotides. Its product is annotated as RTA1 domain-containing protein. Gene Ontology annotation, cellular component: membrane. Lineage: Eukaryota; Fungi; Ascomycota; Eurotiomycetes; Eurotiales; Aspergillaceae. The transcript is spliced from 2 exons. The record is from RefSeq and is a predicted model, not a curated record. Bases 1 to 849 code for a protein of 282 amino acids.
AUGGCAAAGCUCGAACCCCUCGCAAGCGGCUACUACCUCUGGCACUAUGUCCCCAGCAUAGCCGCCAGCGUCAUCUUCCUCCUUCUCUUCCUCGCCGCAACACUCUUUCACUCCUGGAAGGCAUGGAAGACACGCGCUCGCUUCUGCAUCCCGUUCUGCAUUGGCGGACUUUUUGAAGUCAUCGGCUACGGCGCCCGAGCAUCCUGCACAAACAACACCGCCAGCAUCAUGAAAUACUCCAUCCAAAGCGUCUUCGUCCUCCUGGGACCCGUCCUCUUCGCCGCAUCCGUCUACAUGGUUCUCGCCCGGCUGAUGCGCAGCGUCGGGGCGGAGAAAUACUCGCUUAUUAAAAUCACCCGAGUGACCAAGACCUUUGUUACAGGCGACGUGGUUUCCUUCCUGGUUCAAGGCGGUGGCGCCGGCAUGAUGGCGAUCGGCAGUCUGGCAAGUACCGCAAAGGGCAUUGUUAUUGCUGGCCUGAUUAUCCAGAUUGUUGUGUUUGGGUUCUUCAUGGUCACAUCUGUGGUCUUUGAGAAGCGGAUGAGGCGCUGCCCGACUAGUAUCAGCAUGAGCAUGAACGGAGGCCAGGGGGGCAAUUGGAAGGGUCAUCUGUAUCCGCUUUAUGCUGUUAGCGUGCUCAUCAUGGUCCGGUCGGUGUUCAGGGUCGUUGAGUACGCCAUGGGGCAGGAGGGAUAUCUCUUGUCGCAUGAAUGGCCGAUGUAUGUCUUUGAUUCUGUCCUGAUGUUAGGGGUCAUGGUGAUCUGGGGCAGGUGGCAUCCGGGGAGUAUCAGGCAGGAGGCUGCUGGGUCGCAGCUGCUGAGCAUGAACAGUGCGCAGAGCAAGGCCUGA